Messenger RNA from Drosophila bipectinata, 911 nucleotides. Its product is annotated as phospholipid scramblase 3. The record is from RefSeq and is a predicted model, not a curated record. Gene Ontology annotation, molecular function: phospholipid scramblase activity. Gene Ontology annotation, cellular component: plasma membrane. Gene Ontology annotation, biological process: plasma membrane phospholipid scrambling. NCBI's taxonomy places the organism in Eukaryota, Metazoa, Arthropoda, Insecta, Diptera, Drosophilidae.
CACUGUCACACCAAAGUUUUGACCGUUUUAUUUUGGCCGCCUCCGUCAAAAGAGUUUGAAAAGUGCUUGCAAAAUGUUGCAAAACGAUGCGGUGCGGACUUUGCAAUACGAUAGCGAAAUUCGCGUGGCCCAGCAGCCAAGUCCCACAGAGCCAAGAGUUUUUGAUUCGCACAUAAGUAUUACUUCACAACCAAGACCGGAAGCUCCUCGUAUUCCCCUGCCAGUUCCCAUAGCCACUGUCACGGGCAGCAGGACCUUUAUCCCUUUAGCAGGAUACGACUGCCUGGCGGACCUUCCCUCAGUGCACAUUGAACAGACUUUCGAACUAAAUGAAGCACUGACUGGGGUUUCUUCGGAGAAUCGAUAUGUGGUGCGAUCACCUUUGGGAGAUGCCAUCUUCGCGGCCAGCGAAAGUUCUACAGAAAAGAAUCGUCUGAUUUGGGGCUCUGGACGACCAUUUCAAAUGCAUCUGCUGGACAAAACCCACCAGGAAGCUCUAGUCUUUCGCAAAAAGCUAGCCAUGGGAUCAUUCUGCUGUCAGCCAAAGAGCCUGGAGAUCUGGAUUCCACCGGGCAAUGUCCUGGGCCGAGUAGUCCAAUCGCCCACUUUCAUGCAGCCAGAGUUCUUCAUCGAGGAUGGAAACACCGGACAGCCAGUAUUUUGUGUAGAAGGUCCUCCCAACUCAGGUUUCUGUUGCUUUUGCCUGCCGAGGGAUAGUUAUUUUAAGAUCAAUUCUGGUGGGAAUAUGAGGGCUUCCAUCGACCACAAAUGGAUGACCAGCAAGUCUCAGUAUACGACAAAUAUCUACUUUAGUGAUACCAAGUUAACAGCCAAGGAGAGGGCCCUAAUCUUGGGUUCUGCCUUUUUGCUGGAAUAUCUUUACUUCCAAACACGCUUUUAAUGAAAAAAAA